This is a messenger RNA of Gastrolobium bilobum, 1206 nucleotides long. RefSeq names its product WAT1-related protein At1g68170-like. Gene Ontology annotation, molecular function: transmembrane transporter activity. Gene Ontology annotation, cellular component: plasma membrane. The transcript has 7 exons. Bases 1 to 1206 code for a protein of 401 amino acids. The record is from RefSeq and is a predicted model, not a curated record. NCBI's taxonomy places the organism in Eukaryota, Viridiplantae, Streptophyta, Magnoliopsida, Fabales, Fabaceae.
AUGAAGGAUAUGUGCAAUGCAGUGCAGGGGUUGAAGCCAACGCUGCUAAUGGUGGUGGUGCAGAUAUCAUUUGCUGGGAUGAAUGUGCUCUACAAGCUUGCCGUUAACGAUGGCAUGAACUUGAGGAUUGUUGUUGCGUACCGCUUUAUAUUCGCAACUGCUUUCAUAGCUCCACUUGCUCUCAUUGUUGAAAGAAAGAAGAGGGCAAAGAUGACAUGGACGAUACUGUUUCAGUCAUUUCUGAGCGGAUUAUUUGGAGGAGUAUUAUCUCAAAACCUCUACUUAGAGGCCUUGCUUUUAACUUCUGCAACGUUUGCAUCCGCCAUGUCCAAUCUUACACCAGCCAUUACCUUUAUCAUGGCCGUUUCCUUUGGUUUGGAAAGAUUAAAUUUGAGAACAAAAGCAGGGAAGGCCAAGAUACUGGGCACACUAACAGGAAUUGGUGGGGCAAUGGUACUGACUUUCGUUAAAGGUGUGGAAAUCAAGAUGGGGUCCUUCCACGUAAACCAUUUGCAUCACCAAAACGGUGCGUAUCAUCACACUAGUGUUGGUACAGGUAAGACCGUCUUGGGUGCUCUAUUCGUCCUGGCCAGUGGCAUCUCUUAUUCUUUGUGGCUCAUCAUUCAGGCAAAGAUGAGUAAAACUUACCCGAGUCAUUACUCAAGCACCGCGUUGAUGUCUCUAUGGGGAUCACUGUUAUCAACUGUGUUUGCUCUUUGCCUUGAGAGGGAUUGGAAUCAGUGGAGGUUGGGUUGGAAUGUUAGGCUUCUAACUGUAGCUUUUUCGGGUAUAGUGGUUUCUGGAGUGAUGGGGGCAGUGAUUUCAUGGUGUAUACUCAUGAGAGGCCCAUUGUUUGCCUCUGCUUUUAGCCCUUUAGUGCUUGUGAUUGUGGCCUUGGCUGGUUCCAUGAUGUUGAACGAGCAGCUACAUCUCGGAUGCAUCAUUGGAGCAGUGUUGAUUGUGUGUGGCUUAUACGUGGUUCUAUGGGGUAAAAGCAAAGAGAUGCAGAAGAAGAAUCAAUUAGUGCCAUCACAUAGCCCCCAUGAAUCUAAUACAGUCGAAAUAUUUAUUAGGUCUUCAGUAGAAAAUAAAAGCAACCAUAAUAACAACAAUACCCACGAUAAUGCUGCAAAUGUGGUGAGGGAUAAUGAAGAUUUAUCAGCAGAUAAUGGACAAGAAGAGCAUUGUGCACAUGUACACAAUUAG